AUGGACACGGUGGCUCACCGUCUGAGCCGCUCCUCGACGCGAUACGGGCCCAUCAGCAGCAGCGCUGCCUCCUUCAGCGGGCCCGUCCGGAAGUGGCGCAAGGCCUGGGUGCCCCUCACCGGCGCCAGCACCGCCGGGUCCGGGGGAGGGAGCUCACGAGGUGACAACAAGGUGGUUCUGUUUAGGUGGACGCCUGUGAAUGGCGGCUCAGGAGGAGGGGGAGGGGCCGACGGGGGCAUGGAGCCCGCUGCAGCGGGGGCCUCCACCUCCAGGCGGCGCUACGUCCCGGCUGCAGGGGAGGCACAAAGCACUAGCAAAAAGGGCACCAGCAGCGAGCUCAACUUGAACCUCGAGCUGGAAGAGCCUGAUGACGACACUGACGCCGAUAUGAGCACGGACGAGCCACGCGACGUAGAAGAUAACAACGCCCGUCCAGAAAGCCGGUUGAAGCGGAAAGCAUUUUAG
Messenger RNA from Miscanthus lutarioriparius, 465 nucleotides. The record is from the annotation of a GenBank genome assembly. Lineage: Eukaryota; Viridiplantae; Streptophyta; Magnoliopsida; Poales; Poaceae.